This is a messenger RNA of Emiliania huxleyi CCMP1516, 1945 nucleotides long. RefSeq lists its product as hypothetical. Bases 1 to 1779 code for a protein of 592 amino acids. NCBI's taxonomy places the organism in Eukaryota, Haptophyta, Isochrysidales, Noelaerhabdaceae. The record is from RefSeq and is a predicted model, not a curated record. The transcript has 3 exons.
AUGGCCGACGGUGCUCCGACUUCACUCGACGAGCCGCUCAUCCGCCUCGGCAGGCGUCGCCUUCAGCCCACCGAAACGGUGGCAAGAACGGAGGCCACGCAGCAGCGAGACGCGCUCCUCCCAUUCGUGGUCAUCUCGUCCACCUAUCUCCUCUUCACCAUCACCGACGGCGCGCUGCGCAUGAUCGUCCUCCUGCACGCCUACCGCAAGUCCUUCACGGCGAUGGAGGUCACCUUAAUGUUUGUGCUCUAUGAGCUUGCAGGCGUCGGAACCAACCUCGCCGCUGGAAUCGCCGGCGCUCGAUGGGGCAUCCGCGCCACGCUGGUCACCGGGCUCCUGCUCCAGAUCGUGACCUUCGGCCUCCUCUUUGGUUGGGAGGACGGGUGGAGCAAGAGCCAGGCCAUCCUCUAUGUCACUGGCGUUCAGCUCUUCGGCGGCGUGGCCAAGGACCUGACCAAGCUGGGCGGGAAGACGGUGACAAAGCUGGUGACACCCGAAGAAAAGGAGACGCAGCUCUUCAAGCUCGUCUCCCUCCUCACCGGCGCGCGAGGCUGGAAGAACUCGCUCAAGGGCGUCGGCUACUUCCUCGGCUCGUGGCUGAUCGGCAUCUCGUACGGGCUCGCCCUCGGCGCGAUGAUGGCCCUCGUCCUGCUCGCGCUGCCCAUGGCCUACUUUGGCCUCGACCCGCAGCUCGGCGUCUCGCCGUCCCCAGGGCGGCUCCGCCUCUCCGACGUCUUCGACCGAUCCAACCCAAACCUAAACUGGCUCUCGCUCGCGCGCCUCUUCCUGUUCGCCUCGCGCGACUUCUGGUUCGAGGUCCCCCUCCCAUUUUUCCUCCGCAGCCCCCCGUGCGCCGCCAUCGGCAGGCCGUGCGCCGACGACUCGGACUGCGGCAGCGGCACCGCGUGCGACGCCGAGGCGGGCGCUUGCGCCAACCUCAACCCCGGCGGCGGGUGCGGCGGGCUGGGCUGGUCGCGCACGCAGGUUGGAGCGCUGCUGGCGCUGUACAUAAUUGCGUACGGCCAGUUGCAGGCGUACACGCCGCAGCUGGUGACGGGCCCGCUCCGCCAGACGCCGCCGAAUAAGCGGACCGAGGUGUUGUGGGGGUUGGUCAACUGCCUGCCGACGCUCGUCAUGGCGGUAGUGGCGGCGGCCAGCGCCGAUGCUGGCACCUACUCCCAACCCUCGCACGCAGGCCUGCCGCCGCACACCUCGCUGCUUGGCGGCAGCCUCGUUGGCACGAUCGCGUGCUUCGCCCUCGUCUUCGCCGUCAACUCGUCGAUCCACUCGUAUCUCGUUGUGCUCUACGCUGCGUCGGACAAGGCCAACGCGCCCGCCCGCCGGCUUGUACACGGUGUGAGCAGCGUCUCACCCACCCGUGACGCUUUCCAGGUGGCCGCCUCGGUCGGCUUCUAUUACAUGGCCAAUGCGUGUGGCCGGCUGCUUGGCACGCUUGGCUCGGGCGUGCUCUACACGUACGUCGGCGAUGAUCUCGGCUUUCUCGCGGGCACAAACGCGGUGCAGGGUUUGGCGGCGUGCUUCGCCGCCGCCACCGCCUCGAGCCUGCUCGCCGCCCUCAUCACGCUGCAGAUCGACGACGGCGACGCGGCCCUCCUGUGCGGCCCCUGCUGCGUGCUGUACGGCGGCGCGGAGGCGCCUGCCUCCGACCAGUGCUCCCGGCUGCACUCGCGCGCAGAGGCGGACGAGGCGGCAGCGGGGAGGCUGUCCGAGGAGGAGGUAGUGCGCCUCUCGCGCCAGGUUUCGGACGACCUAGAGUGAGGGGGCGCUUUUGCCUCUUGGGGGUCGUGCCCACAAAGCCUCCUACCUGGGCUCAUGAGCGCUCAUGACGUACGGGUAGAGCACAGAGAUACAGUACGUGCUUGUACAUGUCUCGUGGUUGCGGUCGGCUCUAAUAUACGGUAGGUGUAUACACGCACCCUAACGU